AUGUAUGAUUUUCUUGCUAGACGUCAUGGAUAUACAAUCAUCUCUUUGCAUAUGCACAUUCUUCCCUUAUAUAAUUUGAAGAGAGAUGAAUUGGUUCUUUCCAGAUUUAACAAUGAAAUAAAGAAACAAAUAAAUUUGGUUGUCAAGAAGUUCUUAAAUGAUCGUGAAAAGGUCACUAAAUAUGUGAACUGCAUGAAAUUUGCUACUAAACAGUACUGGAUGCCAGAAAUAAUACAAGAGUUUCAGGACGUAAUAUCUGACAUCAACUCAUACAAAAUAGAAGUGCCGGAAUCGUCGACUCUACACCAGUGUAUCAACACAGAAAUAUCCAAAUAUAACGAUAUUUUCCGAUUGUCUACAUUGGUUAGCGAGAUAUACGAAGUUAUGAAGAAUUACAAUAUACAUUUAUUCUAG
Molecule: messenger RNA, 414 nt
Organism: Schistosoma guineensis
Lineage: Eukaryota; Metazoa; Platyhelminthes; Trematoda; Strigeidida; Schistosomatidae
Source: the annotation of a GenBank genome assembly